AUGAUACCUGAUGAGUUUUUCUCCACUCAUUUAAAGGGUAAAAACGAGUUCAUGAAACUAAAAUUGACUUCUGAUGCUUUCGAUAAAACAUGGGAAGUCAAACUCAACGGUCGGAGAUUUGCCGGUGGUUGGGAAGAUUUCUCCGCCGCUCACUCUCUUCAAGACGACGACGUUUUGAACUUCAGACACGACGGAGAUAUGUUCUUCCACGUCACACCCUCCGUAGAUUUGAAGAAUAUUUCGUUGAAGAAGACAUCAAGAUUAAGAACAGAGUCGUCGUCUUCAUAUGAAAACACUUGUCUUCUCGCGGUCACGCCUUCAAAUCUACGCGUAAAUCGAGUGAAUCUUGCAAAACAUUUUAGUAGAACAAAUGGUUUGAACAAGAGAUGGUGUGGGAUUGAUCUGAUGAAUCAAAGUGGAAAAUGUUGGGGUUUGAGUUUGCGACACAACAAUGUAACUGGUCAGGAUUAUAUCCGUGGAGGCUGGAGAAGUUUCUGCCGUGCAAAUAAGCUAAAAAUCGGAUCUUUAUACCGGUUUAAAGUUGUUCGGAAUGGAACAAGGCCUAUGCUACGGUUGUGUUCCGACAUUGUUCCACGAGGAAAUGGAAAAGCUAAAGUUUCGGCAAACUCUAGCAGGAAAGAUGAGAGAGCUUCGAUGAAGCAGAACAAGGUUCUAACAGUGACCUUGAAACCUUAUAUGCUCAAGUCUAGACAACUUCGUCUUCCGAAAGACUUUGCAAGGGAGAACGGUAUCGCAAAGGCAGGAGAAAUAACUCUAGUGGACAAAAAUGGAGUAAAGUGGCCAUCCUAUGUAGCUAUUGCCAGUGAACAAAGAGGGUUUUAUAUGGCAAAAGGUUGGAUAAGUUUUUGUGCAGCCAACGGGAUAAAAAUGGGAGAAAGCUUCACUUUGGAGUUUGUUCGAGGAGAAGACUCAAUUCCUAUGUUCAAGUUCUGCUCCAAGGCCAAGAGAGAAGAAGCACCAUUUGAUGGCACACGAAGGACGGUUCAAGCAUCACGGGAUGAAGAAGAAGAUGAAACGGAGAAACCUUUCCAAAAGAGAGCUCGAGUUUCUGCAGAUGGAGGAACCUCUGGCCGCAUUGGGACAUCAAACAAAUCCAGUCCUGAACCGAAAAACUUGCAGCGCAAGCGACCACAUCAACCUUGCUCAAUCUCUGAUCAACUGAAAAAGGUGAAACAGAGUAUUGUGGACACUUUAACUGGUGUAAGACGGUUUCGAUCGGAGCUCGAGAUUAAGGAACAUAAUUUAGAAGAUGCGCUGCAGGAUAUCGACGCAUUAGGGGAGAAAGUAUUGGAAAUCAACAAAAUCCUCAAGUAA
This is a messenger RNA of Arabis nemorensis, 1335 nucleotides long. The record is from the annotation of a GenBank genome assembly. Lineage: Eukaryota; Viridiplantae; Streptophyta; Magnoliopsida; Brassicales; Brassicaceae.